This is a messenger RNA of Phasianus colchicus (ring-necked pheasant), 9074 nucleotides long. NCBI's taxonomy places the organism in Eukaryota, Metazoa, Chordata, Aves, Galliformes, Phasianidae. The record is from RefSeq and is a predicted model, not a curated record.
AGAGGGCGCCGCCCGCCAUGGGCUCCCGCCCGGAGCCGCUGCAGGCGCAGAACUUGGAGGCGGCGAGCGGCAGCCGCGGCCCCGAGUGGCGGGCGCUGCUCGGGCGGGCCGACGCGCUGGCCUUCGGCGGGCGGCUGCACGAGGCGCUGCCGCUGUACCAGCUGGCGUCCCGGCAGCGGCAGCUGCGCGCCGAGCAGCUGGAGAAGCUGGUGGAGUGCCUGGCGCGGGGCGUGCGGCUGAAGGAGGGGCUGCCGGCCGGGAGCGGCGCCCCGCAGCCCCGGGACUGGGACGGCUGCCGCUGCCGCAAGUGCCAGGGGUUCCUCUUCGAGCCCGUGUCGCUGCCCUGCGGACACACCUUCUGCAAAAAGUGCCUGGAGAGGGAGGACCGCGCGGCCGCCGCGCGCUGCGUGCUGUGCCGCCAGGAGGGCGGCGGGCGGCUGCCGCGGGUCAACGUCAUCCUCAGCAACCUGCUGGGCAAGUGGUUCCCGCGGCAGGUGCGGGCCUCGCAGCUCCGCCACGAGGGGAACCUGCUGUACCGGGAGAAGAAGCUGCACGCCGCCCUGCAGAAGUACGACGAGGCGCUCAGCUUAGCUCCCAAUGACCACUUGCUGUACAGCAACCGGUCCCAGAUUAACUCGACUCUGAAAGCUUGUGAGGAUGCGCUGCACGAUGCCGAGACAGCAUGCAGGCUGCAGCCCUACUGGCUUAAAGGUCACUUAAGGAAAGGCCAGGCAUUGGCUAAUCUAGGGAAAACAGAAGAAGCUUUAAGGGAGUUUCUGUUCUGCCUUGCUCUGGACAUGGGGAACAAGACGGCCAAGUCUGAGGCUCAGAAGGUAAAUGUGGAACAGAAAAAGGGCUUUCCUGUUCAAGAGGAACCAAACAUAACUAAUUCUGGCAGUUUAAGGAAGUCCACGCAAACCACAGAGAGUAGAAAGGACUGCUCAGAGGAGGAGAACAAGCCCACCUCCGUACCAGAGCCUGCCUUCCUCGUGUCUGAGAAGCGUGGCCUCCUGAAAAGGAAGGGCUGCUUGGAGGAGGUGAGGGCUGCAGAGGUGCCCUGCAAGCUCCUGAAGAAAGAUACCGUCGAUACUAAGGGAAGCAGCACUGGGCAACAUACUCCAUUUGAAUCUGUGGAUCCAUCAGAUCUGGAUUGCUCCCUGUGUAUGAGGCUCUUCUAUGAACCUGUCACCACGCCUUGUGGACACACCUUCUGUCUCAAAUGUCUUGAGAGAUGCCUGGAUCACAACCCCAAAUGUCCCCUGUGCAAAGAAGGGCUCUCGGAGUGCUUGGCAAUGAGGAAAUACUGCAAAACAGUACUAAUGGAGGAGUUAAUAGCUAGGUAUCUUCCAGAGGAACUCACUGAAAGAAGAAAGAUUUAUGAAGAGGAAAUAGCAGAGCUUUCCAACCUCAAUAAGAAUGUUCCUAUAUUUGUCUGCACAAUGGCUUAUCCUACAGUCCCAUGUCCUUUGCACAUCUUUGAGCCCUGUUAUCGCCUGAUGAUUAGAAGGUGCAUGGAGACUGGCACCAAACAAUUUGGGAUGUGCAUUAGUGACCCUGUGAAGGGGUUUGCAGAUUAUGGCUGCAUUCUGGAGAUAAGAAAUGUUGAAUUCUUUGCUGAUGGUCGCUCUGUUGUAGACAGCAUUGGCAAGAGGAGAUUUAAGGUGAUACAGCACAGCCAGCGUGAUGGCUACAACACAGCAGAUAUUGAGUACAUUGAGGAUCAAAAGGUGCAAGGGCAAGACUAUGCUGCGCUGCUUGUUCUCCAUGAUUCUGUCUACGAUCAGGCAUAUAUGUGGUUUAAUUCACUCAAGCAAGCACUGAAGAGUAGAAUUCUCAGUCACUUUGGUCCAAUGCCAGCUAAGGAUCCUGACCCACAGGCUAACCCUAACGGGCCAGCCUGGUGCUGGUGGGUCCUAGCUGUCCUUCCACUUGAGAACAGAGCCCAGCUCCCUUUCCUUGCCAUGAAAUCCCUCAAAGACCGCUUGAAUGGCAUCAGACGUGUCCUUACAUUCAUGUCUCGUACAAGAUCACGGUGAUGGUGAGAAGGAGAGCUGUGAAGUCUCCCGCAGUACUUGACUGUAGAGUGUCUCUUGUAACUUCAUCUAACUGCAAUAAUGUCUUACAGAUUUGUGUCAGAAUGUUUCCAGCCUGAAUUUCAGAGAAAAUAAGUUAAAAGGAGCAAGGGAUGUUUAUGGUUACUUUAAUAGUUUCCAUUUGGAACUCAGUUUCUGAGAUGAUUAUUCAAUUACUGCACUGCUAAAUUAAUAACAAAUGUGAUAGAACAAAAAGUGAUCUUGUUUGCCAUAAACCUUUUAAAAAGCUUAAGAGGUUUUUUAAUUUAUUUUUUUUGUAGUGGGUAAAGGGUGAACUGUGCAGUUUAAUGUGAAGCAGAAUUAAUAAUGUUUAUGCAUUAUUUCAAUGAACUGCGUGGUCUUUUCCAAAUGGUUCAGGUUUUAUAUAGCAUUGUGUAUAACAAUGUUCACGACUUCCGUUUGAUAAUUUAUUUUUGCACUAUGAUUUUUUGUUUCAAAAUGUGUUAUUUAUGUGUUCAUCCUCUAUAGGAAAGUGAGCUGCUCUAUUUAUAGUGUUUUUAUCCUGUAUGUACAACUGGGGGGGGGGGAAAUGAUGAUUCUAGCAGUGCACAAAAAACUGCUUUGAUCAUUUUUCAGCUAUUUCUGUUCAAAUACUUUGAAUGUUUUUCUAUUUGUCCCCAGUCCUACUGUAGCCUAAGAAGGCUUUUUUCCUCCCAAAACAGCCUGCUGUGAUGUCUUCGAAUACACAGACUGAGAGCUCAUGCACAGUUGUUGGAUCUUGACUCUCUGCUUGUAACUAUGGCUCUGAUAGCACAGUGCAGCCAAGCGCAUCCUUAACCGUGAGUGCAGGUGUCAGAGUGCUUGGCUAAGUCAAGGCAUGGAUCAGUUGAUGCCAGUGGGGAUUUGCUGACAGAAGGCUCACCCUUCUAAAAACAAAACUGGAAGUAUUGGUGUUUCGUUGUAGAUUGACAGAUUUUUUUAAAUUAUUUUUUUUUUUAUAUUCAACUCUGGUUGCUGUUGAGAUUAGCUUCACUUCUGGAGUGUCUGGGAUUUGGUUUUGGAGUGUUUGUAUGUGGGUGGAGGGAGGGUUAUUUUCAACUGUAGGACUAACAGGGCAGUUUGUACCACAUGAGAAGGAAUAUGUUGUAAUAAAUACUAUUUAUUUCACCCCAAUCUUCAGCUUUCUGUUAGCUUCAAAUCUCUGCCCAGCCACUACGCUUCUGUAAGCAGAGAUGGGGUAGUGUUGCUAAUAGUAGUUAACUCCUAAGGAAAACAAGUGAAUUUUUGGAUGAUUGCUUCUAGCUAAUGAGGCAGGUAAAAACAAGGCAAAAAUGAGAAUAGCAUUAAUUUUUUUUGCUUUAUUUAAAUCAACAAGCUGUUUGCACUUUUUACUGCUUUCUGUCUACCAGUUUCUGGAGCUCGUCUUCCAUGGGGCCAACUUUGACUUUCAUUAAUUUCAGUAUGGGGGGGAAGGAAAAACAAACAAACAAACUGUUGUGGGAUGCUACAAUUUUUAUUGUUGUUUUUAUCCAGGAUAGCACUACUGCCCAUUCCAUGCCUUUGUGGAACAGUGCAGUAGAAAUUAAUGUCAGUUUUCCAUGUGUUUUUUUUUCCUCACCAUCAUUCUUUCAGGAAUGAAUCAGGAAUAUAAAUUGAGAGUAAUUUCUGUACUGUCAGGUUUCUGUAAUAUCUUUUAUUCCCCCUCUUGUUAAAUUUUAAAGGACUUUCCCAUAAGGGUACCAAAGAAUGGAAGACAAACACAAUUCAGCUUUGUUAUACAAAUGGAAUAUGUAUCCUGUGUUGGCAUUUAGCUGCUCUAGAAAUGCUACAGCUUGUUUCCAUACUGCUAGAUUGCUGCACUGCUGGCAUCUUCUGUAGGUGGUGCUUUCCAUGCUUCUCUCUGAACAAUGUAUAGAAUACAUGCUCUGAACAACAACAACUGUAUGGUGGCUGAGACCCGCUAUGACAUUUGUCUUCAUAAGUCAAAAGCAGUUCCUACUUGUUCGGAAGUGAAACUGCAUUAAAUGCCAUUCUUCCUUAAACCAUUAGGUAUUAUGCAUAAUAUAAGGAGUCUACAUUGCUCCUAUAGAAAGUUAGCACUUAGUUCCUUGUAUCUGUGAGAAAAGGACAUCAGAUACGUAUUUCAUACUGUUUUCUCAUUGAUCUUGCUGUUCUUUUCCUGCAUGUCUUCUACAUACUCAUUAUUUUGUUAAUUCAGAAACUGCCAUGGAAAGAAUCCUCGAUUCUAUAAGUGAACAUUGUCUUUCUUUAUUAGACUUGAGUAAAGCUGCCAGAAUUUCCUCAGCAGAAACCUGCGUAUACAUGCACUGUGUUGUGAACCCCAGUGUAUUUGGUGUGACUUGGAAACACGAACUACUGCCUACACUGCGUGCAGGUGACCUGCGUAGGCACAGCAAAUUGACUCCAUCAAGAAAUUCAAUCUGGGACUGCUGUGUGGCCACACAUCCUAGGUUAAUGGGUAGUUCAUGCAUUCCUUCAGAGGAAAAAGAUCCUGAAACAAGUUUCUGAGAACACAAGCCUGCCCAGUAAAAGCUGGACAAGGAGUAGCCUUAGCCUUCAGUGAAUUGGCGUGGUGGUUUCAGUAAUGAGCUUUACAAACACAACUUCUAGUUAUGCUAUGCUAUGGGUGAUUUCAGUUGUAUUAAUUGGCACAAAGUUAUAAAUGCAGUAUUUAUUACAGGCAUAAAUAAACAAACUGAGCAGACUCAAACACCUUCACUUGAGUUAUAGAAACUGCAUUGGUUACAUCUAACUGGGGCUGGUAUUUUAUUGAUGCUUCAUUGCAUUCUUGGCACCUGUUUUAUUUCAACCACUCUUGCUUUUAUUUAUUAAAAAAAAAGAAAGAAGGAAAAAAAACCCACUUCUUGGAUUUACAUUUCCUCUGUGGCUAGAAGUAGUGAUUACUCUCUUGUCAUGAAGCCAUAAGUAAUGCAUAGGCUUCCUGCUACUACCUUCAUGGAAAGUCAUUUCCUUUGACCCUAAAUGACUGAGUUAGGAUUACUAAAAUCAGAAAUUAUUCUAUUUUCAUAGAAAUGUGAUCAGUCUUUUCUGUGAUGGAGAGUUAAGUUAAGCCAAUAAUAGAAUGAUCCAAGCAAGUGCUGGUCUCCUGCUGGAUAUGGUGGUGAGCCAUCCAGGCAGCUGGAGACCUCCUGAAAGUGAUAGGCUUGCAUUUGUGAGAUAUACUUUAUGUAUUUGAAAUCUCUUCAUGCUUCUGUAGGUGAAAGAUUAUAACAAAAUACAUCAAAUAGCAAAGGCUGGCUGUAUCACCUUUCCAACUUUUUCUGCACAUAUUUACCUUCUAAUUAAACAGAUGAGUUUUCUGGAGGAAAUUACACCAGCUUUCCCACUUACAGACUUCUCUAAUAAUGUUGACUUACGUUGCCUUGUAUAGGAGAGGUUUCUGUGAGAACAGCUGUUACCUUGGCAUGGAGAGCUUUGACAGUAAACCUGAGGUACAGCUGGAUUAUCAGGUUAAAUUGUGCAAUCUGACAGUGAGCUCAGACACAGCUGUAGAGUGUAGUUUAUUAGUAUUAAUAAUUACAUUAUAAAUUGGUGUGAUAAAAUCUAAUUGAUGGUUUUAGUUCCAGUUGAUGCUAAAACAGUGUUAGUUGCACAGUCUUCUUUUUUCAUUUUUUCUUUAAGUGCUGAUCUCUUCCAUGAGUGGUAGCAAUAAGAGGCAAGCUGGCACAUUGCAUGGCUGACCUUUGCUUCUCUCCUGUGCUGCUGCUUGUGAGCAGAACACCUGAACCACAGAUUUCUUUACCCAAACUUUAUUUUAAUUAAAGUCAUUGAGAUUUGGAUGCAGCAGGUUUCACCUGCACUGUAAAGGAAGAGCUUUAUGAAAUUCUUUAUUUAAACAGUCUUUUGAUGAAUCCUGCUUGGUGCUGAAGUUUUGCUGGUGUUUAAAUUAGUUGUGCUGAAAUGCAGUGCUUAGGAAUGGAGGGCACAUUCACAAGCUUACUUUUAAAAAAUACAUGUAAAUUAAUUGCAUUUUUCUUAUGCAUACCAGCCCCACUGGAACUGUAUGCACUUAGGGCAGUGCUUUCCUGUCCCCUGAGCCCUACGUUAGGUGAAAGCAAAACAGGGGCUGAGCUUCUGUUGUCAGUUUUGCAGCCUGACUUGUAAGUAGUGCAGCAUGCCCUCAAGAUCUGGUGGUCUGGGGCUUAGUCCAAAGCAGCUGAAAAUCUUCUAAAGCUACAGCAAGGUGGUAGUUCAGUCAAGUUGUGGUUCUGAGAUGCUUUGUUAAAUAAAUAUGGUCUGGGUACAAGAAUGAACCUGCUUUGUCAGGAUUAAAAAGAUGGGUAAUACUUUAAAAAUAAUAACAGUUAAAAAAAUGGAGCUAUUAUGUUGACUUACUCAUCCAGGUGUCAUGCGAAUUGCUUACGAAGAGUGGAAUUUCCUAAGGUCUAAAGUAACCCUCACAUAGAAGUGCCUGUAUUCUGUUAUUGCCAUUCUUGAGCUUUUUAAGAGAGUCACAGCCAUAUAUUUUAUAAAAUAUGAGCAUAUGCACCUUUCAACCUUUAAAUUUGCAGAACAAAGGUUUACAGAGCAGAAGUGUAGCAAAACCAAUGUACUAGCUUCUGUAAUUCCCUGGUGGGGGAUGGAGAAGUACAAAAAUGGGGAGGAACAGACUAUCUGUAUAAGAUGUCUUAAUUUGGCACCAUAUACUCGUCCAAUUUAGUUCCAUCAAGCUACGUGGUUAUAAGAGUGCCAGAAAUAUAUCUCUCAAGCCAUUCUAAAUAAAAAGCUCUUUGUUGACCUGUAUAUUCCAUUUGUUUGUAAAACAUCAUUUUUUGUGCACUGUAACAAACUUGAAAUGAAACUCUCAUACCACUGAACAGAGCACUGUUCAGCUACCUCAACGUAAGGUUGAAGUACUUUGUUUUUUUUCCAGAUUUGUUCACAUUGUCAUAUAAAAUAUUUAAAAAAAAAUUCAUAGUCCAAAGAUCCUGUAUUUGUUUGUAGAUGUACUUACAAUUAUGUUGUACCAACAAAGUCUGUGUGAAGCGUUGUUUGCUAAUUAAAAUUUUUGUGUUCUUUACUCUUUGGCUUGCAUAACAAAGAACAUCAGGUGUGAACCACUGUGACACACGAGCUGGUUUUUUUAGGUGCUUGAGAAAAAGGAACAAAGAACAGAUCCUAGGUUCUGCAGCCACACAGCACAGUCUGAUGUGAAGGGAGGAACCCACAGGAAGGAAGGCGGUUGCCCAAAACUCAGCCUUUGUAAGGGACCUCCAGAGCACUUUCAAUCUUUGCAGUUAAAGAAAAUGGGCAAUGGGAAGUGCUGAGAGCUGGCUUCCAGCACUGUGUGUUUCAGUGCCUCCUGGCCUGUUUGCUUUAGUGAGUUGCCUCUGUUUCUGUGAUUGAAAACAAUAGCCAGGCUGCCUUCCAUGUGCAGCCUCGUCCAGGAAAAGCGAGCCCUAGCUUCUUGUUAAGCUGUGCCUGUGAACCCAUGACAACAUGACAUUCAGCUAGAAGCUCCAUAGUGCUUUUGAAGUCCCCAGCUUACAGAAGAAAGCUGAAAAAGAGGACUUUUGCUCAUAAACCCAAGAUUGAGAGAACAGCUCCACAGUUUAUCCCACUGAAAAUGUGCAAGAGUUGCCAGAGUUUAGCUUUUAGAGAUAGGUAAGGGCUGCUCCUUUGCCUCGUCACCGAACAAGCUGUGUGCCGUGGCUGAGCUCUGCUGCUCCAAUCCUGUCACCUGUAGCACCAGGGAUCACCUCGCUGCUCUCUUAUGUAAGCUUGCUCAGGUACUGCAUUUAUUUUAGAAUCCGGGGCACAGCCUGAAGGCUGAAUUUAGUAAGCCAACAGCUAAUUAUGUCAGGACUGCGGUUUCCUAUAACAAAAAUUUGAAUCUGAGCAGGGAACUAUUUUGGUUGAAAUGCUUUUCCAUCAAGAAACAGCAGAAGCUGAAGCUUUGCUUGGGAACACGGCAGAUAAAUUAUUCCUUUCAGUUCUCAGUUUUAAUUCUGAAAGCCUUAAUUAAGACUGGCUUUUAGUUGUACUUUAAAGCAGAAAAUAAAUAAAACAAAUCUAGGGUAGCAAAUGUAUUUCCCAACUCUAUUUGUUCAGCACGCUUUAGAAGAGAUUUAUUCAACGGACUCGUGAAGUAUUCUGAAGUCAAUUAAUGUGUCACUUUAAAAUGAUGAUCAAAAAGCACAAGCAGGGUAAAGCAGUUCCUGGCAAAGGACUGCCUCCUGUCAGCCGUCAGUGCCUCGCGUGGUUCCUAAUGCCGCAGCCAUGGUGGCUGGGCUGUGAUCAGGGCCUGGCCCACAGCACUGCCUGGCUGUUCUGCCAUCACUCUGGGUGUCCGGGCAUUAAGCUGUAACGUGCUGUUAGUUCUCUUAGUGAAGUGUCACAGAGUGCUGGGACGUCUCCCAGUGUGCUGUGGUUUUCUGUAGAACCGAGCUAAAGCACUGCAAUGUUUCUGUCUCCAAACGUGAGGCGCACUGCCUGCCGCCAUCUUGGCCGCCUGCGCAAAGGGAAAACAGAAACUUAGGUUGUGAAGGACUGUGUGGCUGGGCUUUGUUGUCGCUGUCGUUCUCAAAUCUGUGCUGCUUUCAAACUGAGCAAAUUUUCUAUCAGCAGCCACUCCAGAAAUCGCACAACAGAACAGACGAAAUGGUUCUUCCUAGUGGGCAGUAAUGUCACCUGGCCUUCUUCCCCAGCUGUAUUAUAACUAGCCGCUCUCUGAAGCUCUACAUUGAUGGAGGCUACCUGAGAACCAGAGCACCAUCAAAGAGCAGGGUUUGCCAUGCGUAGCCCUCAGCUGCCACACACUGAACGGUUUACCUCUUCUCAUGGCCAGCUUUCAGGUUGUUAAAGCAAAACUGACAGCCAGGGUGAGCCGUUGCUAGCAGCCUUGUGCCAGCAGGGCAUCUUCUCUCACGGUAGAUCUGCUCUUGACUUGUAAUGCUAUAAGUGAAAGGAGAAUUAAGCUAUUUAUGUAAGUGACUUUAUUUAUAUAACUGACUUACGCUGUAUUAUAUGAUGAAGAAGGAAGGAAAAAAAAAAACGUGG